UAAUUCGGUUAUUCUUCGUUUAUAAUUGAAUUAUUUUCAAUUAUUUAUUACAAUUUUUCUUUUCGUAUAAUUUAAAUUAAAGAAAAAAAAAAAAAUUUCGAAAAUUCAUAUGGGUUUAUCUGAUGAUCAUCAUCAUAUAGGCGGUUCACAGCCUUGUAAUUGCCAUCAUCAAUCAGUUGCACUAUUAGGAUCAACUGAAGUUAAUUUUGUAAAUCAUAAUACAAAACGAAAAAUGCAUAUUUUAAAAAGGAUUAAAAAACGUUUUGGUUUAGCUCGAAGGAGUCCAACAUCAUGCCCUGGUCCAAAUAAUUUACCUCCAUUACAAUUUCAUUCAGUGCAUGGUGAUAAUAUUAGAAUAUCACGUGAUGGUACAUUAGCAAAACGUUAUGAAAGUUUUUGUCGUGCAAUAACAUUUAGUGCAAGGCCAGUACGCUUAAAUGAGCGUGUAUGUGUUAAAUUAACUGAAGUAUCGAAUAAUUGGAAUGGUGGUAUACGAUUUGGUUUUACUAGUAAUGAUCCUGCCACAUUAGAAAGCUCUCUGCCAAAAUAUGCAUGCCCAGAUUUAACAAAUCGUCCCGGUUUCUGGGCGAAAGCAUUACACGAACAGUACUGUGAAAAAGACAAUGUAUUAUUCUAUUAUGUCAAUUCCUCUGGAGAUGUAAUUUAUGGUAUAAAUGGUGAUGAGAAAGGUGUUAUAUUAUCUGGAAUUGAUACACGAGGUCUAUUAUGGACAAUUAUUGAUGUUUAUGGCAAUUGUACAGGUAUAGAAUUUUUGGAUGCUAGAGUUUAUAUGUACCAGCAACCAAGUAGUGGUGGCAGUGGUAAUACUGGACAUCAAAUUUUAAGACAACAACGUUCAAAUUUAAGUGAAAAUGAAAUGAAUCGUAUAAUGCCAUCAAUGCAAUCAUUAAAUUUAAAUGAUGAUAUAAAUAAUUUAAUACCGCCAGUAAGAUAUAACGCUAGUGGUCGAUUAAUACCAGUUUCAUUCCAUAAUACAAAAGGACGAAAUGUACGUUUGUCACAAGAUCGUUUUGUAGCAUCACGAACGCAAGCUGAUUUUUGUCAGGGUUAUGUUUUUACAGCUAGGCCAUUACGAAUUGGCGAAAAAAUUAUUAUACAAAUUUUACAAACCGAAAAUAUGUAUGUCGGUGCUUUGGCAUUAGGUUUAACAUCAUGUAAUCCAGCGAAUUUACAACCAUCUGAUUUACCAGAUGAUUCAGAUUUUUUAUUAGAUCGUCCAGAAUAUUGGGUUGUUAGUAAAGAUAUUGCAUCCCAACCACAGAGAGGAGAUGAAAUUAGUUUUUAUAUAUCGCAGACUGGUGAAGUAGCAAUUACAAAAAAUGAUGGACCACCUGUUAUUGUUAUGCACGUUGAUCAAAGUUUACAAUUAUGGGCGUUCUUAGAUAUAUACGGUUCCACACAAAGUGUUCGAGUUUUUAGACAGCCAUUAUUAACAAAUGUAGCCGUAUCACAGCCACAAUUAUUGCCAACGACAACUAUAUUAUCGCAACAACAACAAAUAUCGCAAUCACAUUCAUCUUUACAGCAUUUACAUAAUGCGCAACAAAUUACACAAGUUCCUGUCUCGACAAGAAAUUUACAAGUGAAUUUACCGUGUUCAGAAUCCAUAAACAGUUUAAAUUCUCAAUUAUCGGAAAGCAGAAAAUUAGCACAUUUAACAACAACAGGAGGUGUUAUACCAGCAACGGCAGUAGCAAACGCAGCUCCAACUGCCACAAAUGUUAGUUGUACUCCUCUAAACGUACUUCCAGGAUCGCAAUCGAAUCAAGUGCAACCAAUACAAACUGCUGUUGCACAAUCUUCAUCGAAUAGUCGAAUGAUAUCUUUACCAUCAAAUGGUGAUAUGAUUCAAAUACAACCAGGCGGUACUGUAUUAGUGGUUAAUCUACCCCCAGCAGAAGCUCAUAUUACAUCUAGCAACAGUCAAACGAGAUUAAAUGGAAAUAUUACAGCAAAUGUUCCUAGUUCAAGUCUAGCCGCUGCUGGCAUAACAAAUGGGUGUGGUGGUAGUUCACAGUUCAUAGAGCCAAUAACAACAUUAAAAUGUAGUGAAAUUACAAGUCAACCACAAUGGAAAGACAAAAAUGUUCCUGCUGAACAACAAAAUUCCGGAGCUGAAUGUACUAUUUGUUACGAAAAUCCAAUUGAUUCCGUCUUAUAUAUGUGUGGUCAUAUGUGUAUGUGCUAUGAAUGUGCGAUAGAACAAUGGCGUGGAGUAGGAGGUGGCCAUUGUCCUUUAUGCAGAGCUAUGAUACGUGAUGUUAUACGUACCUAUACAACGUGAUAAAAUAAAAACGAUAUUUAAAAAGAACAUUUUACAUGAGAUUGAAUUUUAUGUUUAAAAUAGUAAUCCAAAUUUUUUAAAAUAAAAAUUAAGUAAGAAGAGAACAUUUAAAAGCAAAGGUUUAAAAUCUAAAAAGAAUUGAACUAAAUUUGUAUUAAAAGCAAUUUCCUUCAUCUACACUAUUCUAUAAUGCAAGUUUCAAAUUAAAAAUGUUAACUUUAUUAAUGCAGA
Condylostylus longicornis is the source of this 2536-nucleotide messenger RNA. RefSeq names its product protein neuralized (gene neur). NCBI's taxonomy places the organism in Eukaryota, Metazoa, Arthropoda, Insecta, Diptera, Dolichopodidae. The coding region runs from base 110 to 2305 and encodes 731 amino acids. Gene Ontology annotation, molecular function: ubiquitin protein ligase activity. The record is from RefSeq and is a predicted model, not a curated record. The transcript has 3 exons.